Pecten maximus is the source of this 454-nucleotide messenger RNA. RefSeq lists its product as uncharacterized. Bases 66 to 413 code for a protein of 115 amino acids. Lineage: Eukaryota; Metazoa; Mollusca; Bivalvia; Pectinida; Pectinidae. The record is from RefSeq and is a predicted model, not a curated record. The transcript is spliced from 3 exons.
AACAAAUAUUACAAAUACUGGAGAUAAAACAAGGAGCGAAGUUACGAGAAGACGACACCUGGACAAUGCAGAUCACACUUGCCUUCCUUGCAGCCCUAGUGGCGAUUGUCGCCAGCGAGACCUGUCAUAAGCUUAACACUACCAGCUACUCCUGCGCAGUAACGCAAUGCACGGUAGGGGAGCCAGAAUGUGUGGACAUCAUGGGUAUUCACGUGUGCACGUGCAUGCACGUAAACGAACACAAUACCUUAGCCACAUGUACUUUGAAGGCGGAUUGUGACAAGAUUGCCACCUUCACCAGCAGCUGUACAGUCGAGUCCGCUCGCCACUGUGUUGACAGUAAUUGCAGAUGUCAGGUUAACGGCCACGGUAACCACGGCCAUGGUCAUGGAAACGGCCUGGGAAAUAAAUGAACAUUGUUACAUAUGCAAAAUAAAACAAUUUAUUAAAGUGU